AACAACAGCUGAUGGUUCAAAGAAGCGUAAACACCUGGAGAGAAUACUGCAGCCCAGAUAUCAUCAUUGUGUAGGGGGAGAUUUUGAGUGGAGACAUCAGCUGUGAAGUCACUCGGUACCAGUACAGAAGUGAAGAUGGACAUUGUUCCGUCACUGAGACGCAAGGCCACCAGUCUGCUUUCAACAGACACAGUGGAUUUGGCAGUCAAGAAGAGGAAGUCGCUGACCAGCUCAUUGUCCAGCUCACUGUCCAGUUCAUUGACCAGGACGUCCAGUAAGGUGGUGAAAACUGUUAAGACAACCACUGUGUCAACAGCAAAGACAGUUCUCCAUUCCUUAAAGCCCGCAAAACUGAGGAAAAAUCCAACAAGAGAAAGGCGAAAGCCAAAGAUAUUGCAGGAUGAGCCAGUUAAAAAUAUGGAGAAACCAACACAUGCAAACAAUAAUGAUCGCAGCAAACUUCGGUUUCUUAGACUCACCCACUUGUCUGUCCGCAAUGAAGAAGAUUCCUUUUUCCUGUGUCGAGCCUUGCAAAAUGUCUUUGCACAUACAAAGCGGUUCCGUGUCCAGUGGCUGACCUUUGACCCCAAGACACAGAUAUAUCGUGUGGACUACGUGGAAGACAUUACUCCCGACUCUGUGCUGGCUACAGUACGUUUGAAGCGAGUGGGUGCUGGAGAGUAUAAACUACAUGAGGCAGACAGGCUUGAGACAGAAAGGCUUCUGAAGAAAUCCAUCAAUAAAGACAAGGGCCUGGAUGUUAGUGAUGAAGAAUCAGAUGAUGAAGAGCCACCAGCCAAAAAGAAAAAGAAAGAAACAAAGAAAACAACAAAGACAGCAAAAAAGGGGAAGAAAGAUAUGAAGGAAAAGAAGGAACGUAAACCAAGAUCAAAAAAGGAUAAGGCUGAGAAAGCGCCUAGGAAGAGAAAAGUCUCAAAAAAGAAUGAAGACCUUGAGUUGCAUCCCAACCCUGCCAUUAAGGUUCUGGACAAAGACCCUUUCUUUGAAACCAAAGAUAAAGUGCCAUUUGUGUCGAAGUUUGUUCAUGGAAAGUUAAUCAUUAGAGCUGUUCUCCUGAAUGACAUGAAGAUGUUGAAGAAGCUGAGUCAGGACAAAGACAAAAUCUAUAAUCUCAACUCUACCAGAGCCCCCGCCAUUCCACUCACAGCUAUGGAAUAUGCAAUACUGAAAAAUAACUCUGAUGCGAUAAAAACGCUGCGGAAUAUUGAGUAUGAUCCUUCGUACCAGAAGCCGAGGCACAGAGAACAGAUAAUGAUCAGUCGCCUGGGUACUGGCAGCUACAAUCGUCGCUCUCUUGGCGUCAGUUUCAUUCGUGAAAUCAUGGCCAGUAGAGGGACCAGAGAAGGAAAUAAUGCAUUAACUAAGGAUGUAUCUGACAUGGCAAGUAACUGCAGAGCUGAUAGCUGGAAGCUUUUAAGAAUGGCCUUUCAAGCCGGCUGUGACUGGGAGCUGGUAAAGGCCUUCAUAAAAGACAACUUCUUAUCUUCUGACAGAGACUUGGAAGAUUUGUCGUCGUACAAUGCCAAAAAUGUGUUUAAAGAGAUUGGGAGGGCUCUAUGGAGAGGUCAUUAUAAGUUGGCCAGAGAACUGCUGAAGUGGGCAUCUGAACACUCCACCACUGGCUUCCAGGCUAUACAUGCCAAGGUGUUGUUGGAAGAUGUAAAGGAGAUGAAGAAGAUAAACCCAAGUGAUGUAACAUACAGCUCAUCUGUUCACCCAGGGUGUGCCCCAAUCCACAUAGCUGCUGUGAAUCCGGAUUCCCGCAUGUUGAAGCAUCUACUUGACAUAUCACCAGACAUCAACUGUAAUGACCAGACUCAGAAGAGCCCGGUUCACUAUGCUGCUGUCUGUGAGAGUACAGGUCCACUUGAAGUGCUACUCAAAAUGGGAGCCAGUAGCUUGGGUGUGGACAAAGAGAAUAACACACCAUUGCACAUGGCUUGUGAGGCUGGCCGUAACAAGAAUGUGGAGGUCUUACUUGGAAGUAACCCUGAUUUGAAGUCUGCCCAAGGAGAGAUUAUUGAGCAGAGGUAUGGCAAAGGUGGAAUUCAUCGCAUGAACAAAUCUAGUUACCAGCCCAUCCACCUGGCCGUCGAAAACGGACACCUGCAAGUUGUCAAGGUAUUGCUGAAGCAUGGUGCUAACAUCAACGCCCAGAUCUCCAUUGGUAAAUUCAGGCUGACACCACUGAUGCUGGCAACUGACCAGGGUCACUAUGAACUGGUCAGAUACCUAGUGGACAAUGGUGCAGUCGUCAAACAGAGAGAUCGCCUUGGAAGGACGGCCUUGAUUCACGCUGUGAUGAAUGGACAUACCCACAUUGCCUCCUAUCUGCUGAACCUGGGCGCUAACCCAAACACAGCGGACUCCUCAAACAACACAGCCAUACAUUAUGCGGCUGCUUAUGGCUGGCCACACCUCACCCAACUUCUCCUGGAGGCGGGUGCUGACCCAAACACGCAGAGUCUGUGGAAGAUUUCACCUGUGUCCAUUGCCUGGUUGAAAGGUCAUCGAGGGAUUGUCAGCAUUCUACUUGAAGAUGAGAGAGUCGACGUAAACUUCAGGGAUGACAGAGGCCAGACUUUGGUGCACAUUGCGGCAUCCAGUCCUCUAGCCAAGGAUCUGUAUGACCAGAUGGAGUAUCUGAUAGAGGAAAAAGGAGGCGAUGCCACAGCCGUCAGUAUGGAAGGUGACACAGCGCUUACUUUGUUGCUGUUUGCUCCGCAAAAUACAGGGGAGGAUGGGAUUGACUUUGGCAUGUAUGAAGCAAGACGGAGGAAAAUUGCUGAGUUGCUGUUGAAGCAUGGAUGUCCGAUUGACACUGUGAAGAAGUCUGGGGAAACAGUUUUGGAUCUGGCCGUAAAGAAGGCAAGCCACGACAUGAGUUUGUUUCUGAUUGAGAAAGGAGCAAGCAUAUCCAACCAUCAGGAUGAGAACGGGGACAAUCUGCUUCAUUGCAUCUGUAGAGAGAGCAUCGAGUUCAAUUUUUUGCUAAUUCUGCAGCUUCUUCUGGAAAAGACACCAACCAAAGCAACUGACAAAGGCACAGAUUUUGUGGCCAUUUUGAAGUCUAUGGCCAACCAGCACAACCACGAAGGCUUUACUCCCUUGCUGUUGGCCUGUAAGAAGUACGGAGAAAAUUUCCAUGCUCCUGGUAAGGAUGACAAAGAAAGGAGACUUUGGUGGAGAAAGAAACGCGAAUUUCUCAAAGUUUUGGUGGAGAAGCUGGGUAGUGAUGUGAACGCCGUGGUGGGAAUGCGUCGCCAGGAGGGAGACACAGAUGUCUCGGAGAAGCUCAGAUACGGACCUUCAGGCAAGCAAUCUGUACUGGAUCUGUUACUGGAUGCCAGGGACAUGUCUGACCCUGAUGGACCCUGGGGAGCCAACCCUGCCAUACGCAUGAUGCUUAACUAUCACGUUGAUCCUAACAAUCGCUCCAUUGAUGGAAGGACACCUCUCUGUAAGGCCGUCAGGAAGGGCCAUCCUGACCUGAUUGCCAUGUUGUUAGAAAAUGGAGCUGAUGUCAACAUGGGAGAAACAGACGAGGAGGGGAACGUCAUCAGAACACCGUUCAUUGAGGCCAUCUCUUCUGUGAUUGAAGAAGGGGUAGUGAAAAUUCUGAAAAUGAUGCUGAAAAAAGGAGCCAGGAUAAAUGAGAAGGUGCCCAAAACAGGAGGGACAGCUCUUCAUAAAAUAGUGACUUUGUCAGAUGAUGCGAGACAGGUGAAGGUAAUGAAACCAUUUAUGACCUUUGGACCUGACCUUGAUGUGCGUGACGGCAAUGGCAGAACCCCACUUCACUUGGCCGUCAACAACAACAGGGGCUCGAUCAACUCGUCCAACUUGGUGGAGGAGAUGCUCAUAGACAAUGGUGCAGACGUGUUCGCAAAAGACAACCAGUCUCGCAUGCCAAUUUCUUAUGUCUUCUCUCAUGUAGGCAGGGAAAGUGACAGCAGUCAGAUAGAUCCCACAGAACUGUGCCGCCUUCUAGCCACAGCCAUGAACUUCAAGCAGCUAGACCACCAGGACUGUAAUGGUCAGACUGUAUUACACCUGGCUGCAUUCCGAGGAGCGUACCUGUCCUGUGUCUACCUGCUACAGAGAGCUCCCUACUUAAAGGUUUCCCAGGGCGACAACUCGGGAACAUCUGCCCUUGGCUAUGCUGUGAAGAAUAACUAUGACAAUUGUGCUUGUAUGCUGAUUCAACAUGAGCCAGCUGCAGUGUCUGUGCCCAUAGUAACCAUGCCUAAAGAUCAGCCAACCAAGAAGACGUCUGAGGAGUCAGAUAUGUCAGAUGAUGAUGAUGAUGAUGACACAAGCGAUGACUAUGACUCUGACUUCAGUGACUCUGACAGUGACACAUACCAACGUAAAAAGGAAGCUAAAAAACAAGCGGCCAUGAAAAACAUAAAAGAAAGACCACCAAAGCCAAUUUGGAUGUGGAAACCUCUAAAGAGAGAGGAAAAAGUCAGUGACAUUGUCAAGACAUCAAUUUUCCAGGCGGCCAUCAGACAAGAGUUGCAAGGAACUGUCUUUAUGAUCCUAGAGCUGCCUCAUUCGGUGUCUGACCUUACUAACUUCAAGGCCAUUGAGAUUGCCAUCGGGGAAGGAAAGAACUGGGUGACUUUGCGGCUGAUGAGUCGUAUCCGAGAUAAGGCGGAGUUCAGACUGACCAAUGAUUCGGGUCAGAACUUUUUCCACAUUAUGGCUCUCAAGUGGAGCAAACGCUCCUCUGAACACUGCUUCAACAUGGUGACUGAUCUUCUGCUCGAGCAUGAUGUGCCUUUGGACAAGAAAGACAAAUAUGGCUGUACACCAAUAUUCUAUGCUGCGUACAAUCAUAACUUUGUCAUGACAGAGUUCUUUCUUAGCAAACAGAAGAAGUUGGAUGCAAGUGUCAAAGAUAAAUUUGGACGCACACUGGUAGCUGCCACACUGUUCAACUGGGAAGCAGCCAUGAAUAAUGAAUAUGAUGUUGGGUUGUUUUUGAACAAGCUUUACUCUCACAAGGCAGCGCUGGAUGACCGUUUUGACUUCCAAGGAGGGAGGAAGGUGUUUGGGACGAAAUUGCCACAGGGGGACAAGAGUUAUUUCAAAGAGGGCUCUGGCCCACUGGUUUCUCCACUAAUACGGGCCAUUCUUACUGAUAACUUCAGCUUUGCUCAGUACCUGCUGAAGAGUAAGGCCUCUGUGAACUACACGGAUGCAGAUGGAAUCUACCCACUGAUGCAUGCUGUGAGACAGAAUGAUGUGAAGUUGGUGAAACUGAUGCUGGACCACAAUUAUGAUCCUAUAUUAGAACAACGGCAAAUUGAUGAAGAGAAGCAAAAAGCAUUAGAGAAAGCAGAAAGGAAGAAACAGCUGGCAAAGUCAAAAGCAAAUAAGUUUUCUCUGAAGCGUGUAGCUUCUGUACAGUCUGAGGACAGCGACGAUGAGAAAUCAGAGUCAGAAGCUGAGGAAGAAAACACGGAAGAGGAGGAGGAAGAUGAGACUUCAAGAUACCGGGCAGUAGCCAAGAAGAGCAAGGUGAACUUGAACGCCCAGGAUAAGUCUGGCUGGACAGCACUUCAUCACUGUGUGAGACCCCUGUCCCUGGGAACGUUUGAUAAUGAAACUUCAAGAUACCGGGCAGUAGCCAAGAAGAGCAAGGUGAACUUGAACGCCCAGGAUAAGUCUGGCUGGACAGCACUUCAUCACUGUGUGAGACCCCUGUCCCUGGGAACGUUUGAUAACGCCGAGAUCGUCUGGACACUGGCGAGGGCUGGUGCAAACCUGAAUAUUAAGGAUAAAGAAGGCCUGACUCCACUGGACAUUGCACUGAAGAGCGGAGCAGAAAAAAUUUCCAAGAUCAUACAGCAAAUCAUGAAUAUUGACGAGAAAAAGCAGAAGCAGCCAGUGCUGGAGGAGUGGCCUGCUGUGGAUGACGGAUUAGUGUGGAAGACUCCUGCCCCUGAUGUGGAGAAGGAUGCUGAGGCACUCUUGCGGAAGCUAAACGAAGACAAGAUGGAUGAGGACACCCCAGCCCUUCAGGAAGAGAUAGAUGACCAGUGUGAGAUCAAGGCUACAGGAGAGCUAGUGACGGACUCAGACCUCAAGCGGCCUUUCAGUGCCUUGCUGACCAAAGUUGACAUCAAGCAUGGCGUGUAUGGAAUGUACAACUUCUACAAACUCCAGUUGGUGAGGCAGAAGGGUAAGGACAUGUACAUAUUGUUCACCCGCUGGGGAAGGAUAGGAGAUAGUGGCCAAUUCCAGCAUACCCCAUUCGCGUCGAUGGAGGAAGCAGUGAAAGAGUUCCGGAAAGUAUACAGGGAAAAGUCUGGGAACCAUUGGGCAGACCGCAAUGGUGAGUUUGAGGCCAAGUAUAACAAGUAUCGGGUAGUGACAUUGGAUGAAGAACACCCAGGAAUCAAACAGGACCAGGUCAAGGUCAACCUGGUCUCUAAAGUACCCUCCAAGCUGCCACCUUAUAUCCAGGAUACCAUGAGGGAAUUUACUAGCGUGGAGAAUCUUAAUGCAGCAAUGAAACGAGAAAUAGACGUGGAACUUCUCCCAUUUGGUCGCUUGAAAAAAGAGGAUCUGUUAACUGCAAAGAAGGUUCUCCUUGACCUUGCUAAAGUGCUGACAGAGGCAGAUGAGAUGGCAGGAGAGUUGGCAGACGCAGACAAGCAGGAGUACUGGCGCAAACGUGACCAGGUGAGUCGCCUGAGUAGUCAGUUCUACCAGCUGAUCCCAAAGCGAGACUUUGUAUAUGAGAAAAUCCGUCCCCUGAGUAUCUCCGACAUCCACACUGAAAUGAGGGUGGUGAACAACCUGCUGGACUAUGAAAAGGCCAGCAAGAUUAUCCUAGGAGCAGAAUACAGAAAGAAAGAGAUCAACCCACUGGAUUAUGUCUACCGGGCUCUGAACUGUAAAGUCCGUCUGUUGAAAGAAGAUGAUGAAAUGACACAAUACAUUCUGCGAUAUAUCAGCGCCUCAGAUUCAAGUGCCAAUGUGGAGGCAAUAUACAGUUUGUCUCGUGAUGGGGAGGAGCCAAGUGACCUAGGCAACCAAAAGCUUCUCUUUCAUGGCAGCGGAGUUCCAAAUUUUAUUGGAAUAUUAAACCAAGGGUUGCUUGUGGCUCCCCCUGGUGUUCAGAUAUCUGGAGCUCUUUAUGGAGAGGGUAUCUACACCUCCCAUGCCUUCAGAAAGAGCAAGGGCUACUGCUACAACUACGUCACUGGAUCCAAACUGCGCUACAUGCUACUCUGUCAGGUUGCCCUUGGAAAGCCCGACACGUCGUACAGACGUGAUAAUGGGCCCCGUCCUGGUUUUGACAGCGUGAGCUCGUGGAAACCAAGUUUUCAAUAUGAAGUCAAGCUGCCUUCAGGUGUGGGUGUACCGCUGGACCAGACCGGUUACAGUAACUCAGAGUUCAUUGUCUACAAACCAGACCAAGUCGUGCUUCGCUAUCUCGUGCAGUUUCGCACCUAAGCUCUCUGCUCAGGCUGUUUCAUCUCUACAUGUAAUCACAUACUGCACUUCAACAUGGCAUUUAAAAGGUUGCAUUUGCUUUCUACUGCCCUAAUGUUCUUGCUGAGAAAUUCCUUAAAAUGGAUCGUACAUUGUCUGUACAUCUGAGAGAAGAUCUUUGGUUGUUAUUCUAGUAAGCGUGUGCUUUGUUAGGGUUGUGAAAUGACAUAUGUCAGUACAUUGACACAGAAUGUGGUCAGAAGUGAGUGCUUGGGGUUUAAUGUCAUAAAAUAGGGUUAAAAGACACCUUUGAGGAAAAUGCUUGUAACAGUAAAGAACACUUUGUAUAAAGGUUCUUGAAAACUGAGGAAUUAACAUCUUUGUUUAUAUUUCUGGUAUAUUGUAGUUUUCUUUAUGUAUUCAUUUGUAUACUUCAUUGUCAGGUUUGCCACAAGUGAGAAUUUAGGCAAAAAGUUAAUUUGAAACUUUCUCAUGCAUCAGAUGUGGUUUUUUUGGUAUAACUUUUUAUCUUGUUUGUGUUUUGGUUUGAGAUUACUGCAUACAUAUGUUAGGUAUAUGUACAUGUAAAUUCAUGUAGGACUGUUUUCAAAGCUAUUUGAUAUAUAUAUAUGUUAUGAUAUACUGUAUACUUUGUGGAAAAAGGGAAAAAUAUGUUUCUGAUGUGAAGAGGGAAUCAAAUAUUGCUUGAAUUAUAAAAUUGACAUAGGAUGGACAUUAUUUCUUUAGGUGUAGUCAAAUAUAUAAGUGACUGGUUAGAAACCUUUGUACAAUGCAUGGGAAACUGUCGAAAACACAGCAGUAGGACUUAGAUGCCAUUUUUAAUACUGAUGUCAAGCGUUUCCCCACCUGCCUCCUCCCUCCUCAUUAUGAUGUCACAUUAAAAACAGAAUGAAGUUACACUAGGCACUACAUAUAAUACAUUGCUACAUUGUAGACCUUGCACUACAAUCAAGUUCUGAUGUAACAAUGGCUUGAGGUUCUGCUUCACACGAUCACCACAACACAGUAUUCAAAAAUAAGCCGCCUCCCCAUUGUCAAUUUUAGUGUUACUUGAUUUUCCAUGAAUCUAGAGAUCUUAAUCUUGCUUUAUAGGAAAGAUUACGACGUAUGUUCUGUUAAUGAAAGUGUAGUGUUUUGUGAGUGUCUUGCUAUUUAUUAGCUGUCUCUAUACAAUUCAUUGUUUUUAUGUUGUUUUCUUUCUUUAGAAACUUUAAAAAAAUUAUCCUUGUACCUUAUGUAGCAAAUGCAAAUUUUUGAAGUAACAUCAUAAAAAAGAAGAAUCAUGUAUUUAUUUACAUCCAAAUAUAGAUUUUUUAUUAUGGUUAUUAGUUACAAAGUGUCUUUAAAAAGAUGCUGGGACUGUUAUAAUUAGUUUUGGUUAGAAAUUUUUGAGAGGUAUGUAUUGUUACUUGUGAUCUAAUAUUCAAAUUUUCUCCAUUAGAGACAAAAUACUUCUUUGGUUGGAUUAUCAAUUUUUGUGAUAAGUUUUGUCUGGAUAUCAAGUCCACGGAUCUUUUUGAUAUAUUUUUACUAAUAUAAAAUGUUUGAUAGACACACCAUAUCAAGUCUACUAUACACAGAUGAUAAGUGUAUGACACACAUGAUAUCAUGUCUGUGAUACUAAAUUAAUGUUAAGUAUAUCACAGACAUAUGUUUUCUAGUCCAUGAUACACAUGCGAUGUUAAGUGUACUGUAGACUGAUAUCCACUCCACAAGAGUGGUUAACUGUUUGGCAGACAUGUGAUAUCCAGUUCAGUGUACACAGAUAUGGUAUGACACACGUGAUAUCAAGUUUGUGAUACUCAGUUAUCAUACAGACAUAUGGUAUCUGGUCCAUUAUACACAUGUCAUGUUAAGUGUAUGGCAGACCUAUGAUAUCUAGUCCACAAGUGUCGUUAACUGUUUGCCAGACAAAUGAUACCAAAUUGAGGCACUCAACUUCAAGUGAUGUUCAUAAUAGGUGUUUUACAGAAGUACUGUAUCAAGCCAACAAUACGCAAAUGAUGCUAAGUGUACGACUGACGUGAUAUCAAGUCCAUGAUACACAAGUGAUGUUAAUUGUAUGACAUAAAAGUGAUAUCAAGUGAUGAUCAAUGUUAUAAAAAUGGUACAUGAAAAAUAUAAAUUAACUUGCACCUAAUACAAUCUACUUGUCUGGUUACCAGGGUAAUAUGUUUGCGGUCACAGCAGUUUAAGUUUUUGAGUUAAAAAUUGGAGCAUUUUCUGAUUUAAGGUUAGAUUUACAGUGAAUACAUGUAUGUAGCCCAGCACGAAAUCAUGCCUUGAUUUUGUAAUGCAGUUAAUAAGCUGGAUAAAGACCGUAAUGUUGAGGUUGUAUAUGCUGAUAGAAGAUUGCUGCUCAUUGAUGCAUUAUGUGAUGGAUACCUGCAUUACCUACAGUCUGAUGAAAUGUGUUUUUUAAUUUAAUUAUUUUGUGCCUUUUUUGGUUUUGGAAGAUCACAAGUUAAGUAACAAAAUAUAUACUUUUUCAUCAUGAAAUUGAAUCUGUUGAAACUUCUGUGGUCAUGAACAAAACUCCGACAGUGUUUGGAGUAGACACAGAUAUUAUACAGUGUUGUUGUUAUAUGUGUACGUGUGACAGUUACAGUAUUUUCUGUAGGCAUACUUUACAACAUACAUUCAUCCUAUUUCUGUGUGUAUUUCUAAUAAGUAUAUUUGUAGUAUUAUAGCACAGACUGUAAUUUACUAUCAGCAUUGACUUUCAUUGUUUCACCUUUUGGUGAAACACUCCAAAGAUGCGUAAUACCUGCAUUUUAUAAACCAAAAACAGGCGCUGUUUACGAUUUGACUGACAAAGGAUUUUUUUCAUAUAGAAGUAUAUGGACGUACAAUUUCAAGUUAUGAUUUUAUGACUUCAAAAAUGCUGACUGAUAAAGGCUUUUUAAGCAUCCAAAUACAAAUUAUAAUUUUAUGACUUGUUGAAUUUUACACAUUUCUAGUGGGGUAUGUUUAGGUUCUUGUUCCGGUGUCAGUAUUACGUAUGAUAUGAGGUGUCGUCUCUAACAUCCCCAGAUACGUGUCAGUUGUGAUAUUUCCUCCAGUUUCGGUAGACCCUAUACUAGCUGGACUGGGGACAUGACAUGAGAGAAAUGGCUGUCUUUCAGAAAAGCAUUCGAUUUUUCUGCCAUAUCCUCUGUCAGUUAUCGAUUUCAUUUGUAUUUGUGGACAUUGAUGCAAUCUCCUACUCUAUAUCUUGUGAUCGCAGUGUAGACCGUCAAAGAAAGCCUUGCAUAUGUACAUCAGCUUUAAUAUUUUAUUUUUCAGACUUACGCGUCGAUGUUACGAACUCCAUUUUCUCUGUAUCUAGCAAUAUCUGUCAAAGAUAGCAUAUAUAUUACUUGUGCUACUGUUUUAUUCUCAGAUUCUAACAUGAUGUGUUGAUAAAUUUGAUGAAAUAUGGCUUGUGUAGAUUAUGGUGUCGUAUAAGCAAUACGGUAAAUGACCAAAUUGUUUGACAUUUAUUUGCUUGUAAAAUGCCAUUGUAGUCAUUUACCAUAAGUAUCUUAACCACCGUAUAUCUUUGGUAGUGUUUCCUUGUCUGAAGUGCUGAAGAUUGUAAUCAGACAAUGCCGUAUGAAAUAUGCCCAGUUAAACUUUUUUUUUUGCUUUUAAAGUGAUUCAUUUAAAGUGAUUCGUUUUUAUUUGCUUGUUUGGUUGCUGUCAGUUCGUCGUCACAUAUUCGGUGCAUUCUUCAUUUCGAUAUAUACGAGGUGUCAGCGGUCUUGAUAGUAUCACACUUGUCUUGCUUUGUACUUUACAUACAGAAUAUAGAUGG
Liolophura sinensis is the source of this 11287-nucleotide messenger RNA. Its product is annotated as poly [ADP-ribose] polymerase tankyrase-like. The record is from RefSeq and is a predicted model, not a curated record. Bases 136 to 7491 code for a protein of 2451 amino acids. The transcript has 54 exons. NCBI's taxonomy places the organism in Eukaryota, Metazoa, Mollusca, Polyplacophora, Chitonida, Chitonidae. Gene Ontology annotation, molecular function: NAD+ poly-ADP-ribosyltransferase activity; protein binding.